Molecule: messenger RNA, 2499 nt
Organism: Vitrella brassicaformis
Lineage: Eukaryota; Vitrellaceae
Source: the annotation of a GenBank genome assembly
GAAACACCAGAGUCGUUCAGUGGCGAUGUGCUAUCGAUAAGUCCCGACUGUGGUUCUAUAGUCCAAUUGCUAUAUAAGUGUGGCUUUGGUGCGAGGAGAAUGAGUCAAGUGCUGCAGAGGAUCCUCACGGAGCAGGAGCUCCAGGAACUGGGACUGCCAAGGAGAGAGUGAGCCAAGCCCAUGGACCCACACACACAAGCCUACUUAAUCAUCUUGCUUCUCUCUCUCUCUCUCUCUCUCUCUCUGUGCCUGUGUGUGUGUGCCUGAAGGGAGCUGGUGAACCAGGCGGACACGCUGAGCUGCCGGUCCUUCCGCAAGCUGCGCUGGAUGGCGGUGGCAAACUUCUUCGGCUACUGGGGAGUCGUCCUCUUCUGCCUCUACAGGUGCGUGGCGGGAGCGUACCAGUGAGGGAGCCUAUGACAAGCACCACUGAGCACAACUCACUCACCGAUGCUGUGUGUGUGUGUGUGUCUGGCUGGCCGGCUGCUGUCUGCAGGUUUCUGCAGUCGCCUUUGUUGGUGCCGGGCAGCUUUGAGGUGUGUCUGUUCCUGAUUUGGUGCUUCCUGACCUCCUUCGCUGAGGUCCGUCUUGGCAUCGGUCUGGUGGGCCUGCACGGCAUCUCCCUCGUCGAGAUACUCGCCUUCAUCCUCGGUCAGUCAGUCAGCCGGCAAAGAUUAAGCAUGACAACUGGCCGCCAGCCGGCUGCAGGUCCCGAGAGAUGUGUGGUUUUGCGUGUGUGUCGGUGUGUGUGCAGGUCUGGGUGGUCGGACGGUGAUCUUCUGCGACGUCAUGUUCAUCGCCAUCGCGUCCAAGAGCUGGCGGCUGAUCUUCCUCACCGCCCUGACCGUCUUUAUGGUCGCCAUCGGCCUCUUCACAUUCCUCCUGCAGGCGCGCAUGGCCCUCACCCUUUUCAUCGACAACGACUUCUUCUCGUUCGAGACGCCACAUCACGUCGUCAAGCCGUCGGCGUGGGCCCGCAUGUGGCGCUUCACACGCACCCUCUGCACACAACUGGCCGCCUGCCUGCUGCACCUGCCCGUCUCGCUGCGGCGGCUUCUCCGAGGGGUCCGGAACACGCGGGCUCGGGGGCUCCCCUGCUUCCCCUACACGGACAGGGCCGCCGGCCAGUCGAGAACGCUCCGGAGCGAGAGCAACAGCCUGGUCAACCCCCUCACCGCCAUGAGCCCACACACCCACACAGGCGCCUCACCAAACGCAGCCAUGGGCGGCGGCGGUCUGCAGCCCAUAGAAAUGGGCCAUCUCGCCAAGAGCCCCAUCAAGCAGCACAAGGGUGGCGGCGGGGGCGGGGGCGGGGGCGAGCUCAGCGGCAGCACAGCAGCCGAGGAGAGCACCGAUGGGGCGGCCUCAUCCGGCAAGUCGGAAGGGUCUGGGCGAGCGUCCCCGGCCGCGAGCAGCGCCGACCACGCGGCCCCCUUAUCAGACAGAGGCCGCCCCUCCCCCCUCCUUCCAAUGGCGUCUCGCGCCGGUGCCCGCACGUCAGACGAGACGGGCAGCGAGGGCUCGGCCACCUGGGUGACGGUCAACCUCAAUGAGAACGAUGACACAAGCGACACUGACCAGAGAGGGGGGAGGAGGGGUGGCGGUGGCGGUGGCGGUGGGCGGGGCGUGCGUGUGGCGUCGGCGAUUGCCGAGGAGGGCGAGGGGGAGGAUGCUAGUGGCAGUGGGGUGUCUCCUUUGGGAGGGGGCGAGAGUGACGACGGUGAAGGGUUGGUGGACAACGAGACUGGGACGAGGGCGGUGGUGCAGCUGGCCAACACGUUCCACCAUAUGGACCUGCUCUUCCUCCAAGGCAUUCUCAAAAAGGUAAAUAAGGUGCCCACCCCUCGUACUGGACUGCACUGGGAGAGAGGGAGGGAGAGGGAGGCGUGGAUGCUCUAUCUAUCUGUGUGUGAUUGUGUUUGUUCCUUUAUAAAGAGGUUCGUGCCGCCUGAGAUGGUGGAAGGCCACGAGUUCAUCGUGGCCACAUCGACAGUCAGCCGCUGCAUGUGCGAGGACCUGGUGCAGUGUGUCCUCAAGGUCUUUCUGCUGCUCGGCUACGGCUACAACCCCUUCAUCAUGUUGGCAGUCGUCCUGUCGGCCGCACAGGCCUUCUUCAUGUGCUGCUUCUCGUCUGCCUCAUUCGACGAGGUGCAGCCCAGCCUGGAGGAAUGGUUCCUCAUGUGAGCGACGGACGUCGACCGGAUAUAUACACACGGGCGUGGCGUGUCAUCGCACACGCCCGCGAUGAGCCUAAGCGUCCGACCGAGUCGACAUCGUGUGUGCGCCGUGGUGAUGCGGUGCGCCGUGUAAGAGCGGCUUCUUGCUCGAGUUUUUCGUCUGGCUGUCUUCCUCUCUGUCUGUCUGUCUGUCUGUCUGUGGUGGGGCGGAGAGUGUGGCCGUGCAGUCUGAUGUACAGGUGGACUCAUUGAUCGAUUCGGCUGGCUACACAUGGGACUUUUCAUCGGCUGCAUUUGCCUAAGUCAAAUUGUCCUACCGAGG